Messenger RNA from Aegilops tauschii subsp. strangulata, 6029 nucleotides. The record is from RefSeq and is a predicted model, not a curated record. Lineage: Eukaryota; Viridiplantae; Streptophyta; Magnoliopsida; Poales; Poaceae.
UGUAAGGGCCUCUUUAUAGACUAUGUUCCUCGUGUAUGUACCAGGAGGACGCUUGGAGCUCUUCUUUUUGCUAUCAUCUGAGUUCCUUUUUUUAUUGUCAACAGCCGGAACGGCAAGGAUCUUUACGUUCCUUCUAGCAGUAGAUCUAGAUAUCGAUCCCUAUCACGCUGCCUCUUCCGCUCUUUGGCAUCUGUAGGUCGUGGCUUAAUGAUGGAUGAUGUGAACCCAUCAAUAUUGCAAUUAGGUACGCCAACAAUAUCUACAUAGCAAAAAAAAAACUCCACGUGUGUGGCUCCAUAAGGCAUGAAUUAUCAGUAUAGUUACACUAAUUUUAACCAAGAAUUAGUUGCCUUCAUACCAGUUAGGAGGUUGUCUUGCCCUUGAGGUGGCAUAUGGAUCGUUUGACCUUCGUAUGUGCCAUCUAUGUUUAUCCAUUCGCUAGCUUCAUUAUGAUCCACAUUUUCCCCAUUCCAUGCCUUGUCUCCUAGGCAGAAUCAAGGACCAGAUUUUUUAGUUACGUUAGAAACAUGGAACCAAUAAGUGGUAUGAUUUUGAAACUAAUGAGGUUAAUGAUCGUGAAGUGCACCUUCAAAAAUUCGCUUGUUUUGCAGCUGGGAGAUCGUAAGUUGAGUUGUCCCUAACUGCGCCUCUUCGGGUGCUUUCUUUUUUUAUAGGCUUCAUGACGCUUCUUAAGUAGUUCAUCUUUCUUCUGAUGAUCCAUUUGCGCAUAUCGCUCCCUAGCACGUUGAUUAUUCCGUUCUCUCGCAUCCGUAGGUUGCCCUUUCAGGUUGACAACACCUAAAAAAUACAUAAUAUAAUAAUUAGGUGUUGUGCAACACACGGUACAUCUACAAUUUAUCUGACCAAUCAAUAUUACUUGUGCUGAUGGAGUUGGACAGUUCUUUGAAAGGAAUACCUUGACCGGAUGGUGUCGGGGAAUCCAUCUGCAAGGCAAGUUAGAGAAAAUAAUUAGAGGAAAAAAACACAGUAAUGUAUGCAAUUAGACGACGACAAGAUGCCAACAAAAUAUUGGAAUUAUUUGGUUUAAAUUAUUUUGAGAGUCCAAAGAGUAGUUUGAACAAUGAUCAAUCAUAUGGCGUGAGAAAUGAUAACGAUUAUUGUUGAAAUACAACUCCUCCAAAGAAUUGCUUGAACAAUGACCAUAUGAUUUAUAAUACUCCCUCCGUUCGGAAUUAUUUGUCUUGAAAAUGGAUGUAUCUAGGACUAAAAUACGUCUAGAUAUAUCCAUUUCUGCGACAAGUAAUUUCGAAAAAAAAUUCAGAUACUUGUACAACAUUUUUCCAAAUACUUGUACAAUAUUUUUUCAAAUACUUGUUCAACAUUUCCAGAUGCUUGUUCAAUAUUUUUAUAUACAUGAUCAACAUUUUUAAAAUACUUGGUCAACAUUUUUUUAAAUACUUGUUCAACAUUUUUCAAAUACUGUCAACACCUUUCAAAUACUUGUUCGACAUUUCUCUAAUUUUUUUAAGAGUAUAUAUAUAUAUAUAUAUAUAUAUAGAUAUAGAACUUUUUAAAAGUAUAAACAAAAGUAAAAAAAGAAAGAAAAAACGAAAACAAAAAACGUGAAAAAAACACAGAAAACAGGCUGGAGUUUCCUGCGCGCGUGGGCCGGCCCAACUGGCGUUUCGCUAGAAAAAGUCGCGCCCCUUUUUGUGGCAUCUUUUCUAAUCGGGUGCGGCUGUAGGCCUUGUUUAUGUGUCAACAGCCCAAGGACACAAGUAGAUCCACAGACGAAACCCCCUCAAAAAACAGGUCAAAAAAAAAAGAAACCCCCUCAAAAAAGAAAAGAAAAAAAUACGAGACGCCGAGGAAACCCUCGCGCAUCACAGCCGCCUCCGCCACCGACCAUGGCGGGCGCUCUCGCAAUCGCCGCCGCCGCCGGUUCUUACGACCGCGAUUGGGCGGGGCUGCCGGAGGAAAUACUCCUUCAGGUGCUGUCUGCGCCUCGUGGCAUGCUGCUUACCUAGCCGUCCGCCGCCAUCGCUUCCCCCUUCCGAUCUCCCGGAAGCAGCUCCCCUGCCUGCUCUACGCAUGCCGCGAUUCCGCCGCAGACGGCGCCGUCGUCUGCUGCCCCUUCACCGGCGAUUCCGUCCGAGCCCCCCUGCCGCAGCCCCCGCUCACCCGCCACUCCACGGUCGGCUCCGCGCACGGCUGGCUCGUCACCGCCGACGAGGCCUCCAACCUCCACCUCCUCAAUCCUAUCACUGGCGCCCACGCCGCGCUCCCACCCAUCGCCACUCUCCACCACGUCGAGAGCUGUACCGACGCCGAAGGCCGCCUCAUGUACAACGUCUUCGACAGGGGCGAUCCCGAGCCGACCCCCUUGGACGCGCGCGAGGUCAGGGACUGCAUGUACCACCGUGUCACGCUCUCCUGCAGCCCGUCAGCCGGGAGCGCUUGCAUCGUGCUGCUGGUGCACAUGCCGGUCGGCGAGCUCUCUUAUGCCCGGCUCGGCGACGAGCGGUGGACCUGGGGCUUCAUGGACUCUUUCUACAACGAAGAUGAUGGUUUGUUCUAUGUGCUUCGCAGCCACAGGUCCGUCUUCACCCUGAAUUUCAAUGGGCCAUCCCUUGUUGUCAAAAAGAUCAUGCGAAGAGUUAGGAAGGGAGAUGAUCCUUCUAGCAUGUACAUCCUGCAAGCUCCAUGGGGUGAUAUUUUGCAAAUAUGGAGGUGGAGGAGCUACGUCGAUUCAUCAACACCUGUGGAGCUUCCUAGAGAUCUGCUGGGUCACAACGAAGAUGACAUAGACCGGUAUAUUGAGCUGAGAACAACUGAAAUAGAGGUCUAUAAGGUUGACCUUGAGAACCAGGCACUUGUGAAGUUGACAAGCUUAGCGGAUCAUGCACUAUUCCUUGGUUAUAAUAGCACCAUGUGUUUUGCCACUAAAGAUUUCCCAACAUUGAAGCCGAACUGUGUCUAUAUCACGGAUGACUCUUUUGAGUAUGUCAACAUGUGUAAGCAUAACUGGCGAGAAAUCGGAGUUUGGAAUAUAGAAAACAAGAGUCUGCAGACUUUUGAUGGUGAUUUGCUUACUAAUUCCUGGAUGAACUGGCCUUCUCCGGUUUGGAUAACACCCUCCCUUUUCUAGUAAGUGACUUUUUAUUUAAUGAUGCCAUUGUAGACAUUGCAGACUUGUUCUUGGCUUUCAUUAUUGACAAAUUUUUCGUUGUAUUACAGCUUAACUUGAGUUUUGUCCCACAACUAUAUCAAUUCUCUAUAUUAAGUUAUGAACUUUUCCCUAUGUAUCACUGGAUAAUUUUUGGCUUGAAUAUUGUCAUUUUUUUGUUGUAUUAUAGAUUAGUAAUUUGAUUUUUCCCCUCACAAUUAAAUCAAUAUUCUCUAUAUAUUAGUUCCUAUGUAUUAGUGGAUAACAAUUUUGGGUUCUGUUAACACCAUUCCAUUAAUCUCUUGUUAGAGCCAUGUAGUUUAUGUAAAGACCAGUCUAAUUCGCUUUUGGGACCAGAGUGAAUGACUAAAUUUGUAUUCGUGUUUGGCACCAAAGUGAAGGAUAGUAAUGACAACUUUUCAUGUGAUUUAACAGAACUCCACUAACAUAAGGUUUUUACACACUAGUAUUAAGAGCUCAAAACUUGUAUGCAGUGCUAUGUAGGAAAUAACCCGUUUUUCAACUGUAAUAUUCUUAUUUGAACUAGUCAUCAACCAGUGCAGAUGGAUGUGCUAAAAUUUUCAGUAAUACAUUAACUGUAAAGGAGGUUUACUUUAACACAAGGACAUGCUUUUAAAAAUUAUUACAUCUAAAAACUAUUACCGCCACUUCCUAUUAUGUCCAAGUUCCGGUCCUUCCCGAUUUCUUCGCACCAAGUAAUCGAUCUGUUAUACACUUUGGUCCUCAGCAGUAAAUGGAGUUUCUUCCUUGCCACAAAUGGUGUGGUUUGCAAUCCAAAAAAUGAACCAAAAAUCCACCUGAAUAGCUUAUUAUGGAUAAAUCUGAGAACGGUUUUUAGAAAACUGGGUGAGAUGGUUUGGUUUUUAUGCUGGGCUUAAUUGGUUCGGUUUAUAUUGGGUCAAGACUUUUUUUCAGUUCAGUUUAGUUUGGCUAUGUGAGAAACGAGUUCGGGUAUAAUUGGUUAUGGGCCUAAACAGUUUGGGUAUUAGGGGCUACAAACUACAGGUCCCACCCGGUUUCUACGAUGGUUCCUCGCCUCAACACCCAGUCACCCAGCAAACAACGGAGCAAGGGACUGAGAGAAAAUAAAGAAGAGAGAAAUCCAUCUUCCUCCUGACUCCCCAAUCGGCCGCACCAUUCUUCCUCCCCGCCGGCCAAUCCAACCUGAAGUCUUGCUGUGCCGCUCGCUGCUUCCCCGGCGCGGAGACGCCGUCGCAGGAGCCGCGUCUGUUGUAGCUGACUGCGCCGAGGAAGCCGUGGGCGCCGGCCGCGCCGGCCGUGCCAGAAGCGGCUGUUCCUAACCCCAUCUCGCAAGAUCCAUGAGCUCUCCGCCCCGCGAUGAGCUGGUGGUGGGCAGGCGCGGUGGGCGCCGUCAAGAAGCGCCAGGACGAGAGCGCGGCGGCGACGAAGCCGUCCUUCAAGAGCGUGGCGCUCAUCCUCUGCUCCACGGGCAUCAUCGGCACCUCACUCCUCGACAUCUUGCCGCGCGACGACACCCUCGGUGGGCAAUGGAAGGUAUGCGCGGUCUCCCGCCGCGCGCCAUGCACCUGGUCGACCCCACUGUCGUCCCCUGCUGUCACACACCUGCAGCUCGACCUCGCCAGAGCGUGGCCGAGGCACUCGGGUCGCUCGCCGAUGUCACCCACGUCGCGUGGUCGAGCCACUCGAUUGACGACCAGAAUCGGGAGGUCAACGCUGGCAUGCUCCGCAACGUGCUCGUCCUGGCACUUCGUUCAGCUAUGGUACUCAACUAGCAGAGAAAGGUGCACAAAAUUCUAAUUACAAAUGGAUUUUUUCAGCUCAAUUAAACAACAAUCUAGAGCUGAAGUAUGUAUGCAUUGGACCCUAAAGACUUGAAGCCAUUGAAUAGCUGCUGCGAUGCUCAGAUUUCUGUUUUUGGUUCUAAGCUUCAGAAGAAGAUGCGAGACUCUAAUAUUUUUGUUGUGGGAUCUGGUGCUCUUGGAUGUGAAUUCUUGAAGAACUUUGCUUUAAUGGGGCUUUUUUGUGGCCGUAAAGGGGAGCUAACUAUAAUAGAUGAUUAUGUCAUUGAAAAAAGCAACUUGAGCCGGCAAUUCCUGUUUCGUGAUUGGAACAUUGGACAGGCAAAAUCUACAGUAUCCGCUACAGCUGCUAGUGCUAUCAACUCCAGCCUCCAUAUUGAUGCUCUGCAGAAUCGUGCCUGUCCAGAGACUGAACUUGUUCUCAAUGAUGCAUUCUUGGAGGGCCUUGAUGCUGUGAUCAAUGCACUUGAUAAUGUCAAUGCUAGGAUCUACGUGGACAUGGGAUGCCUGUACUUCCAGAAACCAUUCUUGGAAUCUGGAACGCUGGGUCCCAAAUGUAAUACACAGAUGGUGAUUCCUCACCUUACUGAAAACUAUGGAGCUUCACGAGAUCCUCCUGAGAAACAGGCACCAAUGUGCACAGUUCAUUAUUUUCCGCACAAUAUUGACCAUUGUCUAACAUGGGCUCGCUCAAAGUUUGAGGGUCUGCUAGAGAAAACUCCAAAUGAAGUGAACUCAUUUAUAUCUAAUCCUGCUGAAUAUGCUGCUGCUAUGAGAAAGGCAGGUGAUGCUCAAGCCAGGUAAUUGUUGGAGCGUGUACGUGAAUGCCUUGACAAGGAGUGAUGCGAUAAAUUUGAAGACUGCAUAGCCUGGGCAAGACUGAAGUACUACAUUCCCCUUUGAAUUCAACAAUUUGUUAUUGGCUUUCUUCCUCUUUCUUUUCCUCUUAGCUAUUUGAAGUUAAAAUGGUUUCACUUUGAUUAUAUAUUGCCAACAAAUAGGACAGUAUCUUUUGUGCUCCAGAUGCCAUGCCAUGUAAUAACAUCUGUUUUCUUUUGCCACGUUUGAAGAUUACUUCUCUAAUCGUGUGAAGCAGCUAA